AUGGAGCAGACAUAUGAUCGACACAACAAGAAAUUGUUAUCGCUCAUUUCAGUUCAACAACCCAGGGCAAAACAAAUGACCAGCAAUGACAGGAGGAAUGAUAAUAAACCAAGACAAACAGCCAUUCAUAAUCAACUGAAUAUAGUUAAAAACAUAUCAACAAAGGAACUUUCAACGGAGGAACUGCAAUUAUUAAAUAAAGGUCUCAAUUUUUCUUUGAAACCCCUAAAAACACCGAUCAUUGACAUCAUCGCGGACGUAGAAACAACCAUCAAAAGGGCUCCAGAAAGUGUAAAGCACCAGAUCAGGAGAAACGUUUUACCCAUCCUACGACCAGAGGAAAAAGAAAUCAACCAUCAUAUAACUCAUCACAAAGCUGUAAAAUCGCUUACGGAAAAAGGAGUCACAAUCACCAAGGCAGAUAAAGGUAAUGCUGUUGUUGUUUUAGAUAAAGAAGAUUACAUUCGACGGAUGGAAAAACUAUUACGGGAAGGACCAUAUGAACGUGUCGAGAAGGAUCCACUCCAAAAGAAUAUCAAAGAGGUAAAAGAGGUGAUCAAACAAUGUCAGGUGCUGAUUGGAAGCAGAGAUCGUUUGAAGUUACAAUCAUCAAACCCACUAACUUCUAGAUUGUACGGAUUGCCGAAAAUUCACAAGGAAGGAGAUGGUAUGCGGCCCAUUGUAUCCGGGAUCAACUCACCAACAUACAAGAUCGCGAAAUGGCUUGUGUCAGAAUUUAAUAAAUUCAACAAGCCGACAGGUGAUAGUGUCUUGAAUUCUAUGGAACUCAUAGAAAAACUUAAGGGUGUAAAUUUAGUAGAUGGGGAUAAGUUUGUAUCUUUUGACGUAACGGCCCUUUUUCCUAGUGUGCCAAUUAAUAAAGCGUUGGACCACCUGGAGGAAUGGUUGACGGAGAACAAUGUGCCUGAACUGGAAAGAGGAGAAUAUCUCCAAUUAACCAGAUUAUGCAUGGAACAAACUUAUUUCCAAUUUAAUGAAAAAUUUUAUAAGCAGGUACAUGGAACCAGUAUGGGCAACCCAUUGAGCCCUUUUUUAGCAAACAUAUUCAUGUCAAGAUUGGAAAGGAAUUUAAAACAAGCAGCGGAGUAUUUCCCACAACAUUGGUAUCGUUAUGUAGAUGACAUAUUUACAAUUAUAGAUACUAAGAAAACGAGCGUACACGAUUUUUUGGAAUUUUUGAAUAAAGCGGAACCCAGCAUCAAGUUCACCGUUGAAGAGGAGCAGGAUGAAAAAUUACCAUUUCUGGAUCUCGAAAUAUCCAGAGAUAGCGAUAAGUUGGCGUUCAACAUUUACAGGAAACCGACAAAUGUAGAUAGGUUUAUUCCAAAGGACUCCUUUUCUCAUUGGAGCCACAAAAUGGCCGCUUUUAAUUUUCUUGUUCACAGGUUAACAACAUACCCAUUAUCAACAACAAACUAUAAGAAGGAAUUGGAUUACAUAAAAAAUGUGGCGGUACUCAACGGAUAUUCAACCAACGUAAUUGACCAAUUAUUGAAAAAGGCGAAAUGGCGGAAGUCCCUUAAAGAAACAACAACAUUGUCAACGGAAGAACCAGUCCUAAGAACAUCAUUGACCUUUUAUGGCAAAAAAACCAGCCAAGUAUCGGAGGCCAUGCAAAAAUAUAACACAAACCUACAAGUGGCAUAUACAUCGAAAGGGAAAUUGAGGUCAAUGUUAUGUAAUACGAAGGAUCGUAUUCCAAACAACAAAAAGUCAGGUAUAUAUAAAGUUGAUUGCGCAGAUUGCUCGAAAGGUUAUAUUGGCCAAACAGCCCGUUCCCUUAGCGUACGCUACAAAGAGCAUAUAGCGCAUUUCAACAAUAAAAGGAAGGAAAAGUCAUCAGUGGCAUCACACGCCAUGGAAACGGGACAUCAGAUCGGUGAGAUAAAGUUGUUAAAAUUAGUCAACAUUCCAUCGAAACUUGAUGCCUACGAAAGUUUGUACAUCAACAGAAUGGGAAAGAACGCUUUGAAUAGCGACAAAGGUCCAGUACCAUUCUCUGACCUGUACAGCCUAUGUGUAGAUGCCAGCCAAUCAACAAAGGUCGGCCAGCCAUUGGAUUCAAAUAAAAGAACCAAUCAAGGGCAGGUACCUCAACGAACGAAGCAUAUAAGACAAGCGAAAAUCACCAAAUUUUUAACAGUUAACUAG
This is a messenger RNA of Chrysoperla carnea, 2172 nucleotides long. RefSeq lists its product as uncharacterized. Lineage: Eukaryota; Metazoa; Arthropoda; Insecta; Neuroptera; Chrysopidae. The coding region runs from base 1 to 2172 and encodes 723 amino acids. The transcript has a single exon. The record is from RefSeq and is a predicted model, not a curated record.